UGCCCGUCCUGCCUGCCUAGUGCUUGUCGCACAACACCACCGUGCUGUCCCUGUCCUGCCUAAACCUCGACCUCGGCGUGUCCCUCUCUCCCAGAUCCUGCCAGCAACAACUCCAAUUCCAGCUCGGGCUGCCACGCAAAAGCCAAGCCAAUGUCCGGCACUGCGACGCCAAACGAACCGCCAUAGAUUCCUCCGCCCCCCAGACGCCCUUCCCAUACAAGACACCUACAAGCUUCUCUUGGCAGCCUUCCGCGACGACACUAUCGGAGCCUGCAUGUGCCUCUUGUUUCACCCCGCCACUCCAUCCGUUCUGACCAAAUCGACUGCCGGCACGAGGCCGGCCACACUGCUGUUCCUGUUCAGCCUGGUUGCCAUUACCGCCACCAUCUGAACGUGCUUCGUUCUCCACGCAGGCAUGGCAGACGAGGUCGAGCGCCUGAUCACGGCGCCUUUCAAGGAAAUCGUGGAAAAGGGCAACCUUGCGGUCGAAAAUAGCAAGGACGCCCCAGAGGAUGUCGCCAAGGCCAUGCUGAAGGCCGCCCAAGGCCUGAUCAAGGAAGGCGAUCGCGCCCUCAAGAAGAUGGAUCCGCUAUGUGAAAGACACCUCGCCGAUUACGGAGCCAAUUUCGUGAUAGCGAUCAAAGAGAAUGACGAUAUAUCGCAGCACAGAUACGAGCUGGAGAAUCUCCUGUGGGACUUCGACGACUAUAUCGAGGUGGACGGCUUCGAAGCAUCCAAGUUUGAGGAACUGCAGGGCGCCUCUCGCAACACAGCGCCAAGAAUACUUCAUAUCUUGAAGAGAAUGCGACUUACAGCACCCGAGCCACCUUCACGACCGAUUUCAGAGAUAGCCAGCAGGUCAGCCGGCACUGGAAGCAUAGCAGCGAGCGACGGGCCUGCCACAGGCAUGAUCAUUGGCUCUCCUUCACCACUUGCAGUCGAAUCCCCAGUCGUAACAGAAGCCAAACCGGAAGCGCCCUUUUUCAGUGCAGUCGCCGGUCCCGAUCAAGGCCUGGAUGGCACUUCAGGCACAAUUCCUCGUGGAAUUCCUGGAACGGCCACAACGUCCGCCCAGUUCUCUGCGCCUCCCACCCAUCCUCCAUCCGAGCCUCCUCCACGUCCGCCAUCGGCAAACCCGUGGGAUGUAGGCCGAGCACCCCGGACGAAGCCUGACUCACAAACUCCCGGUCACAUCCCACUACCGAGGCGUGCGCCAAUGUCCGAGUCGCCAAUUCUCCAUGCGAUGAGCUCUCGUGGAGACCUACUUGACUCCUUUAACACAACCAGAUUGGAUGAUACCACAGCCGUCAGCGCUGCAGAGGAGGUCGAUGAUUGGCAGCUUAGGGCUGCGUCUCAAAGCAUUGUAGCUCCUUCAGAAGCCUCGAGAAGUCCGGAUAUCAGCCAUCGCUGGACGAAUUCGACGCAGGACUCGUAUGAGGCAGGCAGUCCAGCCAGACAACACUCCGUUGCAUACAACGAAUUACCAAAGACUUCUAGGACAAUGUCGACUGGAACCGAUCACUCUGGGUGGCAGUCGCAUUCCUAUAGCUCUCACUGGAGUUAUGCGCCGUCUGAAGUGCCCCCUCCCAUGGGCUCACCUCCCCCCGUGCCAAACAGAUCAGCCACUCGCUCUAGCAAAAAGAGUCUUGCUUCCCCAAUCCGACAGACCUCACUCAGCGGAGAACGCCCUCCACAUCGGAAUCGGCAGCACUCCACGGACUCGGUUAAUAGCUCCGUCCUGGAUGUUCUAGAAUAUUCCAGCAGCCCCAAUGCAAGCGUGCAAGGUGGUCCGCGAUCAUCAAGCUUCUCAGCUCUGUCAACACACGGGUUUGCGGCAAAUACUGUCCCUCGCGGUGGUGUGUCUACGCAUCCCAUCCUGUACGAGGACACAGAUGUGGGCUCUUCUAGAGGAAGUGACACAAGGUCCACAGCUCAUGCGUCAAUGGCAUCAGCUGGAUCACAAGCAGCUGGCUUGGAAGUGGCACGAUAUGCGGCCAGUGUUGAGGAAAAGAUACCGGUGGAGAAUGACGAAUACACUUCAGGAUUAAAUCGGAUGAUGCCUCCCCGGCAAUUCGACACCAGCAUUGGCCCUCACAGUUCGUUCUACAAGCUGAAAGGCUUCUGCAAAGGGGCGGAGGAGAUGCUAAAGGGCAACUCCACCUUCAAGAAGAUGAAGCGACCCGUAGGCGGCUUUGCCAUGAGCAUCGUAGGGAAAUGCGCCAGCUGCCUCUUUGAGCUCGAUUGGAAAACCGUUGAGGGCGACCUGAAAGGCGAUUCCACCGGAAAUUAUGUCGCCAGCGGCGUUGGCUACCGCAUCAGAGCUCUCCAGAAAUGUCACUUGUCGAGUAAAGCAAUGGACGAAUCGCUAUUCGCCUGUCCCUUUUGUAUACACAUGGGGAAGACGAUGGAGGAGAGCGACGCGACUGUCUUCAUGUCCCAGAAGGACUUCUUCACUCACCUGUCCAGGCACCCCCGCCCACUUCCUGCUGUUCCCGGACUUACUGUCAUUGAGACUGAGGAGAUCCCGGACAACCUCAAAGACAACUUCGACCUUCACUUCCCAAGGCCAACGGUAACAUCAGUCAUGACAGGCAUCGUUCCUGAAAUUGCCCGACUUCCCACUGCUGUCGCGACCGAGACAAAGAAGGCCGUUUUUGGAAUGUCCAGGAACCCUCCGGAUCGGGCGCCGGUCCUCCAGUUCGCAGUUGGUGCCCGCAUUGUCGGGGUUGAGUUUCCGGACAAGUACAACGGGCGCUGGGGAAUUGGUUGGCAUGACGGCACCCGCGGCGCUUUUGAGGCUGAUGCGGUACAUAUCGACGCCCCUGCCAAAGAUGAAGUCCGCAUGCGUGGUGACAGCAGUUUGCAAGCCGUCGCUAAGUGGAAGUGGAGUCAGAAGGGCGACGACAGGUGGCUCAAGUUUGACAAGGGAGAGGUUAUCAAGAACAUCAGCUGGGUGUAUGAUGACCACUGGUGUUGGUCUGGCCAGAAUGCAAAAGGCUCGGCCGGAAUCUUCCCGGCUUCCCACAUCGACCGUAUGGCCCUGAAGUCCAUCCAACCAGGCGACAGCUCCAGCUCAGUUAGCGAGAAGAAGAGCUCUCUCAUUUUCGGGCUCCGAAGACCAUCUGAUCUGUCAUUUCAAUCGUUUCUCUCAAAGAACGAUAGCGCCGUGUCGAAGCCGGGCCUGUUGAAGUUUUCUCAUACGAGCCAUAACUGAUUGGCGUUCAGGACGAGGGAUGUAGUUCAUGAGGCGUCAAGGGCGGGUAUGACAAGAUCAUUAGGGUGUUUUGCAUCUAUUGCAUUCAUUGGAUGAGUUCUAUGAGGUCCUAUGGGGUUUGUCUACGAAGCGGGCAUGGGUUGAGCUACUAGGUUCAUUGCAGCUUAUGGCCAUUUUGAUUUUGUUGUUUCUGCUAUAUACCCUUUCACUUUUCCUGUAUAUAACCUUCUCCGCACUAGCUUGGAUAGAUGUCGUCGAAAUCACCCCCCCAAAAAUAGCAAAGCCAUUUACUGUUUGGUCAUGGACGGACAUUUUUGUCCGGUUGGACCCACCGAGCUGGCGGUGAUAUGUCUCCUCUCCUUGUAACCGC
This is a messenger RNA of Microdochium trichocladiopsis, 3584 nucleotides long. RefSeq lists its product as uncharacterized. Lineage: Eukaryota; Fungi; Ascomycota; Sordariomycetes; Xylariales; Microdochiaceae. The transcript has 6 exons. The coding region runs from base 416 to 3214 and encodes 932 amino acids. The record is from RefSeq and is a predicted model, not a curated record. Gene Ontology annotation, molecular function: protein binding.